This is a messenger RNA of Paramacrobiotus metropolitanus, 1571 nucleotides long. RefSeq lists its product as uncharacterized. The transcript has 3 exons. The coding region runs from base 203 to 1240 and encodes 345 amino acids. NCBI's taxonomy places the organism in Eukaryota, Metazoa, Tardigrada, Eutardigrada, Parachela, Macrobiotidae. Gene Ontology annotation, molecular function: protein binding. The record is from RefSeq and is a predicted model, not a curated record.
CCAAAAUCUUAUGGCAGCGCACAUGUUGUUGUCGAACUAUCGAACGUACAACGAUAGAACGUCUCGUGUGAUGUCAGGACGUAUUUAACAUUUUACAUACAGAUAAUCAGGUUAUUGUGUGUGCCACAAAGAUAAUAAUUCUUGUCAAUGCACACAGUCAUGUAAUCGACCUUGCGUCUACGAAAGCUAAACUUGCACUGCAAUGUACUGGUUAGUGCUCUUUGUUAGUGUGCAGCUGAUGCCAGUCAUCAGCAGUGUCAUUUUACCACAUUUUAAUUGCACGUACACGGCUUCAGGAUCAUCAAAAAGCUUUGAAUUAGACUGUCAAGCAGAACGCUUCCAGUUCCCUACAACAUUCAACGUUACCGCAAUCCCGAAAGCGGUUAAGAGCAUUGCGAUACGAUGCCUGCCCACUGACGAGCUCGCUCGGUACUGCGCUGAAAUUGGGCAGGACUUUCAACCAAUUCCUCAACUGGAAGUUUUGGAACGCGUCCACCUGAGCGGAUUCCAAAGCGCCAAUCAAAGCGCUCCACCGAUUGGCAAGCUGCUGGAUCGAGUGAGACACCAGAUUGUUUACUUAAAGAUCAGCAACAGCCGCAUCGACUUUGUGGAUGCCGACCUUUUUCGAGGAUUCCGAUCAUUGAGGCACCUUGAUUUUAGGAACAACCACAUUCGGAGGAUCGCUAUCAAUGCAUUUCGUUCGUUGACCAGUUCGGUUGAUUCGCCGACAAAGAAAACGGAGCUGUCGAAAUUGCGCAAUCUAGAUUUAGGUGGAAAUGCACUGGAAGAAUUAGACUGGUCUGUUUUCAAGCCGCUUUCGCGGAGUCUCAAUUAUUUGGAUCUCAGUUGUCAAGAACCACCGCUUAAACGUCUCAAGAUCAGCUCUUCUGCAUUCGAGCUGACCUUAGUGGAAUUAUUGCUGGAAAACAAUGACCUAAAAAGAAUUCCUAAAGAAGUGCUAGCCACUAUUAAACCGUGGCGCGUUCCAGUUUCUGAGCUUGAAAAUAGAGCUGCAAAGAGUAAUUUUUACAACUUCCAGGGGAAUAAUUUGUGCUCAGAAUCAGACUGCUCGUGUUGUGAAAUGAAAGACUUCUUAGCGUGGGGCAAAAGCCUGCAUGCCCGUGCUCCAGACAGGUCGCCGUCUGUGCCUUAUACGGUCACCUUCAGCUGUGGGGAGAUGAUGAUGGAUGAUCCGUUCGCUGUGGAUUUCGUAGUUUUUCAACACUGUCCACCCAAUUAGGAAUGACAGGCUUCUCCUAUGUAGAUUUUGUCCAUACUGAAAGACCAACAAUGUAAAACGCAAGACGGAUAUGGCCCGGAAUGCCUAAAAUGGCUUUAUUCUUGAUGUUUCUGCUAAAUGUUUUUCUGGAUUAACUACACAGGGACAACGAUGGUUUCAUCGUCACCUGAUCACGUCAAAGAAAUUUUAGUUCGCGUACAAUUAGUGGGUAAUACAGAGAGACAUGCUGAUUGCUUUGAAUAUGAAACGGGCUUGUGCGUGACGUAGUGGUUUGGCAGAAAACCAAGAAGGUGGUUUGGUGGUUUAGCGGGAAAAUACUCGACAAUAGUUA